UGAAAAAUACUUGCAUGCUUUAAUAUUCGUAUUUAAAAAGUAUGUGAAGCUGCAGCACAAAGUACUAAACAAUCUUUUGUUUGUACCACCUCUUUGUUUGUCUGCGCAGAAAACUGCUUCCUGGGACGGCCAUUAUUCCUCCUAGUUUUUGUUCAUUGUUUCGAAUUAUGACAUACAUGACUUUGUUGCAGCGCAUUGAGUUGGAGCGAGGAAAACGGGAACCCGGAGAAAUCACGGAGCUGAAUUUGGACAACUCGAAAUCCGUGGAUAUCGAAGGUCUCACGGAUGAAUAUUCGUCCUUAGAGGUCUUGAGCAUGAUGAAUGUUGGUCUUCAAAGUUUAGCUGGUUUGCCUUGUCUUACCAGCUUAAAAAAUCUUGAGUUGUCGAAUAAUUUGAUAUCUGGUGGUCUUGACGCUCUGCUCAAAUGUCCCAACAUCGAGCAACUUAAUCUAAGCAGUAAUAAGAUUGAAUCAAUGGAUGUAUUGAUUCCACUGGCUAAGCUAUCCGAACUCAAGAGUCUGGACCUCGGAAACUGUCCUGUCACCGCUACGGAGAAUUACCGUAAAAAGGCUUUUGCGAUGAUCCCAUCUUUAAAGUAUUUGGACGGUCUGGAUGAGAACAACGAGGAAGAAGUGUUCGGGAACGACUUUAUGAAUGGAGGUCUUGAUGAAGAGGCAGACGGUGUCGAUGAAGCUGAUGAAGAGGAUGAUGAAGGAUCUGAUGAGGAAGACGAGUGUGACGAUGAAAUCGGCAUUGAAGCCCUUCAACAAAGUGGUGAACUUGAAGAUGAUGAGGAUGACUAUGCUCCAGGCGAAGAUGAGGAAGCCGAAUUAGAUGAUUACGACGAUGUGGAUGAUGAAGAUGAAGACGAAGUAGAGGAAGACAACGGAGCUAACCUUUCGGCUGCCAACGUGAGUGGACCUCGACGUCCCGGCACCAAGCGGCGUCAUGAUGACAUUCAGGAUGGAAAAAAUGGGGAUAAUGCGGAGCACUGUGGAACUAAGCAUAAGCACGUUGAAGAUCGUGUGGAGACUCACGUUGAAAACGGAUCAACUGCUGAUGAUUAGACAGUUGAUAUAAACUUCAUUGUUCUUAUUUAGGCCAAAUUCCUAUUGUAUAUGUUAUGUUCAUGUUCAUCUUUUAUGUUUAACCACAAAUUCACCCAAAUGAACUAUGUAUUUGUACAGUACAUUUGCUGACAUCCUUUUUCGACAACACAUAAUUCAGUGUUAGCUAAUGCAUUUACUCAUUUGUAAUACUUUAUUACAUUGUUAAAUUUUCGGAACAUCUUUUUAACUAAAAUCUAUCCAUAUUUGUUGGGUUUUAAUCAUUAUAAAUUAUCAUUUUAACCAGUC
Schistosoma margrebowiei is the source of this 1355-nucleotide messenger RNA. The record is from the annotation of a GenBank genome assembly. NCBI's taxonomy places the organism in Eukaryota, Metazoa, Platyhelminthes, Trematoda, Strigeidida, Schistosomatidae.